Lasiodiplodia theobromae is the source of this 1815-nucleotide messenger RNA. Its product is annotated as Dihydroxy-acid/6-phosphogluconate dehydratase. Lineage: Eukaryota; Fungi; Ascomycota; Dothideomycetes; Botryosphaeriales; Botryosphaeriaceae. The coding region runs from base 1 to 1815 and encodes 604 amino acids. Gene Ontology annotation, molecular function: dihydroxy-acid dehydratase activity. The record is from RefSeq and is a predicted model, not a curated record. Gene Ontology annotation, cellular component: mitochondrion. The transcript is spliced from 4 exons. Gene Ontology annotation, biological process: branched-chain amino acid biosynthetic process.
AUGGAUUCAGCAAACCUCCAGAAGCAGUCAGAGCCCGAGGAGCCACGCUUCCUCACCUUCCCGCACGCUCCAGAUGACGCCACUCGGGACGGCAAGCCUAUGCUAAACAAGUACUCAACCAUUCUCACGAGGGGCCAUGACUGCCCUGGUGCCCAGGCCAUGCUGUACGCAGCUGGCGUGCCCGACAAAGAGACCAUGGAGACUGCUCCGCAGGUUGGCAUCGCCUCCGUCUGGUGGGAGGGGAACCCAUGCAACAUGCAUUUGCUUGAUCUGGGCAAGGCCGUGAAGGAUGCCGUUCAGAAGCAAGGGAUGCUGGCAUGGCAGUACAACACCAUUGGUGUGUCUGAUGGCAUUACGCAAGGCGGAGAGGGCAUGCGCUUCUCCCUCCAGACCCGUGAGAUCAUCGCCGACAGUAUCGAGACUGUCACAUGCGCACAGCACCACGAUGCCAACAUCUGCAUACCGGGCUGCGAUAAAAACAUGCCUGGCUGUGUUAUGGCCAUGGCACGUCAUAACCGCCCAGCUUUGAUGCUUUACGGCGGGUCCAUCAAGCCCGGCUAUUCAAAGCUGCUGCAGAAGCCCAUCAAUAUUUCCACUUGCUUUGAGGCACAUGGUGCUAUGAUCUACAACACCCUGAGAGCCGAGCAUGACCCUACAAUCACCCCGGAUGCUAUUAUGGAUGAUCUGGAGAAGAAUGCAUGCCCUGGCCCCGGCGCCUGUGGAGGCAUGUACACUGCCAACUCGAUGGCAUCGGCCAUCGAAACGCUAGGUCUCACCGUCACGGGCUCAUCGUCCACGCCUGCCGACAGCCCAGCAAAGAUGCGCGAGUGCGCUAAGGCAGCUGAAUGCAUCAGGAUCUGCAUGGAGAAGAACAUCAAACCGCUUGAUCUUCUUACAAGGAAGUCUUUCGAAAACGCCAUGGUUCUCAUGAUGGCUGUUGGUGGCAGUACAAACGGUGUUCUCCACCUGCUUGCCAUGGCUGGAACCGCUGGUGUGCCUCUCACGCUCGACGACUUUCAGCGCGUGAGUGACAAGAUUCCUUUCAUAGCGAAUCUUGCUCCAAGCGGCAAGUACCUCAUGUCGGAGCUGUUUGAGAUUGGUGGCAUCCCUUCGGUUCAGAAGCUCUUGAUCGCUGCAGGCCUACUGGAUGGCUCGACUCUCACUGUCACUGGCAAGACGCUUUCGGAGAACCUAGAGUCCUGGCCUUCCCUUCCUCAAGGAAACGAGAUCAUCCGCAGUCUCGACAAUCCUAUCAAAAAGACUGGCCACCUCGAGGUUCUGCGCGGAAACCUGGCCCCAGGUGGUGCGGUCGCAAAGAUCACGGGCAAGGAGGGCUUGAGCUUCACAGGAUCGGCCAUGGUCUUCGAAAAGGAGAGCGAGCUUGACAAGGCGCUCUCCCAGGGUAAGAUUCCACAUGGCAAGAACAUUGUCAUCGUUGUGCGCUAUGAGGGUCCCAAGGGUGGGCCCGGCAUGCCUGAGCAGUUGAAGGCAUCUGCCGCACUCAUGGGCGCCAAGCUCACAAACGUGGCACUAAUCACCGAUGGACGAUACAGUGGAGCAUCUCAUGGCUUCAUUGUUGGCCACAUCGUUCCCGAGGCAGCCGUUGGAGGACCUAUCGCUAUCGUCCGUGACGAUGACGUGAUCACAAUUGAUGCAGAAAAGAAUAGGCUCGAUGUCCAUCUCAGCGAUGAUGAGAUUCAGAAGAGACUGUCUGAAUGGAAACCUCCGAAGAGGCCAGUCACCAGGGGAGUCCUGGCGAAAUACGCUAGGUUGGUCGGAGAUGCCAGCCACGGCGCGAUGACGGAUCUUUUCUAA